AUGCAUUUACCAGAAUGGGUCACCAUAAUAUACGAUCUUUUGAUUUUUACGGGGAUGACGCUUAUUUACAUAAGCGAGGCUAUCAUCUUGACAUUUAUUCCGCGACGUUAUCGCUCGAAGUCCAUAAAAGGUGAGAUUGCCUUGAUAACGGGAGGUGCGGGAGGAAUUGGACGGUUGAUUGCGAUCAAAUUGGCGAACCUUGGAGCACACGUUGUUAUCUGGGACAUUAACAAGGCUGGCAAAAAACUAUCAAUUGCCCACAUCUCCGUGAAACUUUCAGGUUUAAAGGACACAGUGCAAGAGAUCAGACGCAAUGGAGGAAAAUGUUGGGGUUACUAUUGCGACAUCACCAGCAGGGAAGAAAUUUACAAAAUAGCAAAGAUAGUUCAGAUUGAAGUUGGAUCGGUAACGCUGUUGAUAAAUAAUGCUGGUUACGUGUAUGGAAAAACGCUUUGGGAACUACCGGAUGACGAGAUCGUGCGUACUUACAGAGUGAACAUUUUAUCCCAUUAUUGGAUUACCAAAGCAUUUAUGAGGGAUAUGAUGAAAAAUAAUCACGGUCAUAUUGUAACUGUGGCAAGUGUGGCUGGACUUCUAGGCACUUACAAUUGUACUGAUUAUUCGGCGACUAAAUUUGCGGCUAUCGGUUACCACGAGAGUCUAUUCACUGAACUGAAAGUAGGAAAAAUUGAUGCCAAUGUUAGAACCCGAGUAUGUUGCACAAGAAGUUGUAUCUGGUAUAUUAGUAAAUCAAGUAAUUGUUGUGCUACCUGGAUCAGUUAGAUAUCUUCUACCAUUGAAAUGGUAA
Molecule: messenger RNA, 808 nt
Organism: Heterotrigona itama
Lineage: Eukaryota; Metazoa; Arthropoda; Insecta; Hymenoptera; Apidae
Source: the annotation of a GenBank genome assembly